Messenger RNA from Pristis pectinata (smalltooth sawfish), 4945 nucleotides. RefSeq names its product RAC-beta serine/threonine-protein kinase. The coding region runs from base 487 to 1932 and encodes 481 amino acids. The transcript is spliced from 15 exons. The record is from RefSeq and is a predicted model, not a curated record. Gene Ontology annotation, molecular function: protein serine/threonine kinase activity; ATP binding. Lineage: Eukaryota; Metazoa; Chordata; Chondrichthyes; Rhinopristiformes; Pristidae. Gene Ontology annotation, biological process: protein phosphorylation.
UACCCACUGCAGCACCAGUCUGCUCAAACCCAUCCGAUCAUCCCUCCAGGGCAGGAAUCUGGGAGUGGAUGUUUGCAAGCCCAACGGAAAAGUAUUGUUUUUCAGGACUGGAUCCUGUGCCAGAGGGAUGUAACCUGACCCGCUCAACAGUCGGGGAAUCCAGCCCACAAUGGACAUUAGAGCUGUAGCUGUCAAGCUUGGGGCCCUUGAUGCUCAAUGCUUUCCACUAUUUGGAGCCAUUCUCCACUAACAGGUGCACAGGAGCGAAGUGGGAGUCGAGGAUUUCUGCAGGUAUAUCCUGCAUCACCUAGUACACCCCAACAGAAAGGUCAAGCAAAUGCUCCUGAGUUAGUCUCCGUGAAGAUUCUGUGCAGUGUUUGGGAACAGGGACAAGUUGCUGAGGAUCCUGUCGUUGGGGUUAGGCAGGUGCCUCCCCUGCACCUUUAACUGAAUCUGUGGUUUACCUUGGAAUAUUUUGGUACCAAUAUGAAUGAAGUGUCAGUUGUGAAGGAGGGUUGGCUUCAUAAACGUGGUGAAUAUAUUAAAACAUGGAGGCCCAGGUAUUUCCUGUUGAAAUCAGAUGGUUCUUUUAUUGGCUACAAGGAGAAGCCCGAGAGCCCAGAUCAUGGUCUACCACCUCUAAACAACUUCUCUGUAGCAGAAUGCCAGCUAAUGAAGACUGAGAGGCCACGGCCCAACACAUUUAUUAUUCGGUGCUUGCAAUGGACGACAGUGAUCGAGAGGACUUUUCACGUUGAUACACCGGAUGAACGUGAGGAGUGGACGAGGGCCAUUCAGACCGUUGCCAACAGCUUAAAACACCAGGAACCAGGAGAUGAUGCUAUGGACGUCAAAUGUGGCUCGCCCAGCGACAGCUCGGGAAUGGAAGACAUGGAAGUGUCAAUGUUCAAGUCGAGGAAUAAAGUGACAAUGAAUGAUUUUGACUACUUAAAGUUGCUGGGGAAGGGCACCUUUGGCAAAGUUAUUCUGGUUAAAGAAAAGGCCACGGGGCGUUAUUAUGCCAUGAAGAUUCUACGGAAAGAAGUAAUUAUUGCUAAAGAUGAAGUCGCCCACACUGUUACAGAGAGCAGAGUCUUACAGAACACAAGACAUCCCUUUUUAACAACGCUCAAAUAUGCAUUUCAGACUAGCGACCGGUUAUGUUUUGUCAUGGAGUAUGCAAACGGUGGAGAGCUCUUCUUCCAUCUCUCGCGAGAGCGUGUCUUCACUGAGGAUCGUGCUCGGUUUUACGGAGCUGAGAUUGUGUCUGCUCUGGAUUAUCUCCACGACAAGAACGUAGUCUACAGAGAUCUGAAGCUGGAAAACCUAAUGUUGGAUAAAGAUGGCCACAUCAAAAUUACAGACUUUGGCCUCUGUAAGGAGGGGAUCACGGACGGUGCGACCAUGAAGACCUUCUGUGGGACCCCAGAGUACCUGGCUCCUGAGGUAUUGGAGGACAAUGACUAUGGCCGAGCUGUGGACUGGUGGGGCCUUGGAGUGGUGAUGUACGAGAUGAUGUGUGGGAGACUGCCCUUCUACAACCAGGACCAUGAGAAACUCUUUGAGCUGAUCCUCAUGGAAGAAAUUCGGUUUCCUCGCACCUUGACCCCAGAAGCCAAGUCGCUGCUCUCAGGACUCCUAAAGAAAGAUCCCAAACAGAGGUUGGGUGGUGGUCCGGAGGAUGCGAAGGAAGUAAUGCACCACAAGUUUUUCGUUCCUGUUAACUGGCAGGAUGUCGUGGAGAAGCGGCUUGUGCCGCCUUUCAAGCCCCAGGUAUCCUCCGAGACGGACACGCGAUACUUUGACGAUGAGUUCACAGCAGAGACAAUAACAGUCACCCCCCCAGAUAAGUUCGAUAGCCUGGACCUGAUGGAGAGUGAUCAGAAGGCGCACUUUCCCCAGUUCUCCUACUCGGCGAGUGUACGAGAAUAAAGCCUGCAACAGUACCAAAAAAAAACCAGGACUUCCUCCUCCCGAUCUGGAGAAGGCAGUUCGACAUGAUCCCAAAACUCCAGCUUUUCCCAACGUCCAUCUACAGCUGCCACCUUGGGAAUCCCAGGAAUGCCAGCGUCACUGUAUGGAAACUUCCAAGCAGUACAAAGCUUGCAGUGAUUCUUCCACUGCUAUAAAAGCCAUGGUGUGGGAACGUUUGUGCAUAUAUCUGUACAGCGAGGGCAGGCCUCUCUGGAGAGGCUGUGGAUCACCUGUGGGCUGAUGAGUUGCGUAGUGUCCUCCCUUACAAGUUUCACUCUUUUUAAUGGAUUAUUUCUAUACCUUAGCGUUCCAUUGGAUACACGGAAACUCAUUGAGGUGCUAGUGGGGAUAUAAACACAUGCAAGCUGCUGCAUUCCUGUGGCAGGUUGAAGGAGCGGUGCUAAUGGUGGGGAGGGAUGGGCAGGAGGGGGGACCUGGGCAUUGCAGUUUAUUUCGAUCUGUGGAGGACAACAGUGAUAGACGAUAUCAGAACUCCCUCGAGAUUUUUGUGAUGUUAUUCCCUCUUGCAGCCUAUGGCCAAUUGUGUUUAGAGCCAAGUUUGGGUGGUGGUGGGGGGAACUGCAAUUGGUCAGCCUCCCACCCCCAGGGAUUGGCAUCUAUUCAAUUGUCCAAUGCACACUCUAAUGCAUCCCCAGGUGGUUGACAGGAAUGUUCCUGACUUCACACAGCAGCCCGCUCCCUGUGCCUUGGCUGAGCUCAGCGAAUGAACUACCCAGAGCAGCCACCCCUAGUUCAGCUCAAGGUUGUGCACUGUUGUAAGCUGGCGUGGGGUGGUGACGUGGCGCUGUAGACAGAGCAGGUGAAAUUUUGGCGCAGUUUAUUGCUGGGUGUUGGGAACUGCUCCAAUUGGGCUGCUGGUCCUGGUGCCACCACAGUGUAGGCUGGGACUUCCACCACUUCAUUGUCAUUUAACCCCUCCCACACUGCCUGACGGCUCUGCACACCCGUAGACCAGUGACUUCUGCAUCCAAGUGCUGUUCCUACAGUCCUGUGGGGACCCAACCAUGGCAGCAGCUUGUGCCAAGGGGCAUCCAGAGACUCAAAAGAACUGCACUGUAACCACAACAGUUCAUGGUCCUCAGUACCUGUUGUCUGCGGUGUGUGAUGUGAUGAGCCAACAAUACCAUCACAGGCCACUAAACCAUCCAUGUGUUUGUCACCUUAACUACAGCACAUCAGUUAGAUUUCAGUUGUGCAGCUUGCAAUCCCCUGACUGUCUCCCCCUGUAUUACUGCCCUGUGGCUAGUCCUGUACUGUCUGACCCAGGGCACCAUAAGCAGUGAAAGAUUCCUCAUUAGCUGACCUGAUCUGGAAUCUCCAAGGCCCCGUCACAAUCUUCCCUCGAGCUUUCCUGAAAGGUUGACUCAUUUGUCCUCCAAUGUAGUUCAAUAAACGUUCAUUCUCGAAACUCUUAACUCAGUGAGUGGAGUGAAUGAUACCCCAAACUUUGAAGUCAUUCAGUGUUGUGGCUUCAAAUAGCAAAAAGACUCAACUCCCUUGUUAGUAAGCUAAAUCUUGCUUAUUUAUAUCUUCAACUUGAUGUGAAUCUCCCCCCUACUGCCUGCUUAUUAGAUUCUAAGGACUGGCCUUUACACUUGUUCCCUCAGCUGGGCAAGGAGCCAGCUGUUUGAUCUCUGACCUUCACCCAGCCCUCUGUCAUUGUUUACCAAGUAAACCUCCCCCCUCCUAUUCCACCCCGACUGCAUUACAACACGUGGGUCCUGGCGAGUGUCAGUGAGUGAGAGUUCAUUCCCUUCCCACACCCUGGAAGGCGAUAGCUCGCCUACUGGAGCAGUAGGGAUGAAGAUUUUGUGGGUAGGGAACACCAUCUAAUUUCCCCCAUUGUUUUCUGAGCUGAGUAUAACUUGAAGCAUUUUAAUACAAAUGACCCCAAGCCCUUACUGUGGAACAUACAGCCUAACACCCAGUGUAACUGUGCCAGUGCUGUGCUUUACCAGGGCUUUGUUUUGGUUAGAGAAUCAUACAAGGUUACCCCACUAGGGUCGAACUCUCUUGGCAGGUCAGUGGUUGCUGUUUUACACAGACUUCCUGUGCUGCUGACAGGGGAACACCCAACUUGGAAGGUUUUUUAAGGUGAUGCCAUUUCAUAACUCUUCCAGGAUAGAAAAUAAGUUUAUAUGUAAACAAGGGAGCCACCCCUUCAGAGAACAGUGUGGGCAGACUUGUCUGUUUAUCUGUGUGUGAAGGAUCUUGCAUUCACCUUGAAGGGGAGUCCAAGGAAGGGCUGUGAUUAAUACCCAUCUGAGAAUUUUGCUCUCCAAUUGGUUCCUGGGACACCCUGUGCCAAUCAACUGUGUGGGAGACCAGGUUCCAUGCCACAGCCCUUGGAACGAGAAUUUCCAGCCCUCAGAAUUUGCAUUUAUUCCUCAAAAUGGCAGCACAAUUUGCUUUGGUGGAGAAUUUCUGCUGUUGUGAAGUUAUCUAAGCUCAUGCAUCACCAAGCAUACAGCCCCAUUAAUGUGAUGCAGAGUUGGCUGUGGGCUGUGUCCUGGAGGGUUGGAGGGGGUUGGGAUUAUGUGAUGUUAACUAGCUGCAGGAUAGUAAAUAUGUAGGGGCUACUCAAAUGUUAAUUUUGUCCUGUGUUAGGUACAGAUCAAUAUUUAUUGAAGGUACUGUAAUGACAAAAGUCAAGUCAACAGUGUUAAGGCAGAUUUCUUUUUUACUGAGCGCAAUUGGUACAUACACGAAUUCAUGACUGGGGGAACACUAGGGAAGAGAGGUCACGUCUACCAAUAAAAUUCACCUCUGUUAAUGCGUGCGCCUCAUUGGGCUUAGUUCUCAUUGAAUCCCCUGGUUUUCACAGGUGUAUAUUAUGAAUAUAUCAAAACCACCUUGAAAUUGAGCUGAUGACUUCAUAGCUCUUGAUCGCUUGGGACUCAAUCUUCCCCAUACUAGUCUGUCCCCCUCCCCCCCCCCCCCCCACCCCACC